AAAAUAAAAAAAAAUUAAUGCAAAAUCUCCAAGUUGUGGAGCAAAACUUGCAAUAAAAUUUCAAAAUCCAAACCGUGUAAGAAAACAUAAUUUUAAUGUUUGAACCAAUCCAAUAAAAGUAAAACAUCAGAAUCAGAUCAGAACAGGAACAAAGUUUACAGAACAAAAGUUUCCAUAGCAGUGUGAAAAGUUGGUUUUCAAUUGUGAAAUUCAACAAAAACAAAUAACAAAAAGUUAAGAUAAUUUGUAGUUGGUGUGAAAAAUCGAAGCGUAACAGAGGAAGAUAGCGUUCUUAAUAUUAGCGCCAAAGAAAUUUAACAUCAACCAAUAAAAAAAGAAGACAAAGCAAACUUCAUGAAUUUAUCAAUUUUAAAUUACAAUAAAUCAAAAAAUAAAAAUUCAAAUCCCCUUACGUCAUUGACUUGGAGGACUGCUGAAACUUACCAAGAUAUCGGUAACACCACUAUAGGUAUCAAUAUCACAAAUAACAAAUCUGGUAUUGACAAACAGCUUUGUUCACUGGAAAUCUGUUUAAGCUAAAUAGUAUAUCUUCCAAGAAUAACAGAAGCAAGAAGUGCAUACACAAUCAUUUGGGCAUAGUUUAAUGAUUGUUUGAAAAGUCGAGAGUUUUCAACAAAAGUCUUGAUUUCACAUUCAGCAGUGAAAAAUUUCUAUUACAACAACGAAUGCGUUUUCAUCUAAUCGGCACAAAGAGCAAGAGCAUAUAUUAUACAUUUCCAUUCACAAAAGAUAUUUCGAUACAAUAAUUAGCAAAGAUGGGUUCCGUUAACAUUAAUCGCAAUGUCACUGACAUUUUCUAUCGUUACAAAAUGCCUCGUAUACAAGCUAAGGUCGAAGGCAAGGGUAAUGGUAUUAAAACUGUUAUUGUCAACAUGGCUGAAGUUGCACGAGCCAUCGGUCGUCCAGCUACUUAUCCCACUAAGUAUUUUGGUUGUGAGCUAGGUGCACAAACACAAUUCGAUUACAAGAAUGAACGUUUCAUUGUCAAUGGUUCGCAUGAUGCUGGCAAAUUGCAAGAUUUGCUUGAUGGUUUUAUACGAAAAUUUGUUUUGUGUCCAGAAUGCGAUAAUCCGGAGACUGAUUUAACUGUUUCAGCAAAGAAUCAAACUAUCUCGCAGGCUUGUAAAGCGUGUGGUUUCCAUGGUCUGCUUAAAGUUAAUCAUAAGGUUAACACAUUCAUACUGAAGAACCCGCCAACCAUUAAUCCAGCAGCACAAGGUUCAUCACUUACGGAAGGCAAGCGUUCUAAACGCGUACAUAAGAAGAAUGGUGAAAAUGGUGAUGUUUCGGCAAAUAAUUCCAUGGCCAAUAAUUCUGGUGGCGAAUCUGAUGGUGGAAGUGGUAACCAAGCUAGCCAAACUGAAGCUGAAAUAAGUGCAGCUAUACCGGAGAAGAAAGAUGAUGACGAUGAUGACGCUAACUGGAGUGUUGAUGUGUCCAAGGAAGCUAUACGUGCUCGUUUACAAGAUUUAACUGAUGGCGCAAAGGGAAUGACCAUUUCUGAUGAUUAUGAUAAAACUGAAAAGGAGCGUAUUGAUAUAUUUUAUGAAUUGGUCAAGAAGAAGCGCGAUGCUAAUGAGCUGGAUAUUGUUGCUGUGCAUAAGCAGUUACUCGUUGAAGCUGAACGCUUGGAUAUUGUACAGAAGGCUACUUUAGUAUUGGCUGAGUUGCUAUUUACAGAAAAUAUAACAUUGGAAGUGCGUAAAAAUCGUAAUUUAUUAUUACGUUUUACCCACAAUAACCCUAAGGCUCAACGUUAUCUUAUUGGUGGAUUGGAGCAGAUUAUCGCUUUACAUUCAGCUAAAUUAAUGAGCAAGGUAGCUGGCAUACUCAAGCUAUUCUAUGAUAGUGAUAUCUUAGAAGAGAAGGUUAUUUUGGAAUGGGCUCAAAAAGUUAGUAAAAAAUACGUUUCAAAGGAAGUUGCUACUGAGAUACACGAAAAAGCCAAACCAUUUAUACAAUGGUUGCAAGAAGCAGAGGAGGAGGAUUCGUCCGAUGAAGAAGAAAAUGACUCUGAUCUUGAAAUUGAGUAUAAUGAUCGUGCACGUGUUGAGCCUCUUAAAGCUGCUGUUGCUGUGGCCGCUGUUAAGAAAAUUGUUGAUGACGAUGAGGAGGGUGAAGAAAUAGAUAUCGAUGAUAUCUAAAGUCGCAAAGCAGCUGGAAAAUAUGACACCGAGCAAUUAAUAACUUUUUCAACUUG
Teleopsis dalmanni is the source of this 2221-nucleotide messenger RNA. RefSeq names its product eukaryotic translation initiation factor 5 (gene eIF5). The record is from RefSeq and is a predicted model, not a curated record. The coding region runs from base 777 to 2165 and encodes 462 amino acids. Gene Ontology annotation, cellular component: cytosol. Lineage: Eukaryota; Metazoa; Arthropoda; Insecta; Diptera; Diopsidae. The transcript is spliced from 3 exons. Gene Ontology annotation, biological process: formation of cytoplasmic translation initiation complex; formation of translation preinitiation complex; translational initiation. Gene Ontology annotation, molecular function: GDP-dissociation inhibitor activity; translation initiation factor activity; eukaryotic initiation factor eIF2 binding.